AUGUGCUGGCCCUCACGACAAGACAGGAGCCAACAGUUGGAUGGCAAGACGCAGCACUACAAUGCGCGUCCCGUGCCGGUGGCCCAAUCCAGUGUCAAAAGCCAACAGCUGGAUGUCAACACACAGCACCAUAAUACGCCUCCCGUGCCCAUAGCCCAAUCCAGCGUCAAAAGCCAACAGCUGGAUGUCAACACUCAGCACUACAAUGCGCGUCCCGUACCCAUGGCCCAAUCCAGUGACAGGAGCCUGAAGCGCAAGACGCCGACGCCGCAACCGCGAAAGAAACACAACUAUGGGUAUUCGUCCAGUUACGGGGGUAGGAGCAGCUCGUAUGGUGGCGGUGGCGGUGGUUCGUAUGGCGGUGAUGGUGGUAGCUCGUAUGGUGGUGAUGGCGGUGGUUCAUAUGAUGCCAGUUCAUAUAGUAGUUAUUCGUAUGGUUGUGAUGGUGGUGGUUCGUAUGGCGGUGAUAGCGGUGGUUGCGGAGGCGGCGACAGUGGUGGUGGUGGUGGAGGAGAUGGAGGUUACUACUAG
Metarhizium robertsii ARSEF 23 is the source of this 531-nucleotide messenger RNA. RefSeq lists its product as uncharacterized. The record is from RefSeq and is a predicted model, not a curated record. Bases 1 to 531 code for a protein of 176 amino acids. The transcript has a single exon. Lineage: Eukaryota; Fungi; Ascomycota; Sordariomycetes; Hypocreales; Clavicipitaceae.